AUGGAUAUGACGAUUGUCCGAGAUUCAGAUGUAGUUGGCAUGACUACGACAGGAGCAGCCAAACACAAUCAUAUCAUUAAAUCAGUUCUACCUAAAAUAGUAGUUAUUGAAGAAGCUGCUGACAUUUUUGAGCCUCACAUUUUCACUUUUUUGCCCCCAACAGUCCAACAGCUGGUUUUAAUUGGUAACCAUCAACAGCUACGGCCAAAGCCAACUUACUACGAGCUUGAAAAGAAGCACGACUUUAAUGUAUCCUUAUUCGAACGCUUAGCAAAGAACGAUUGUCCUGUACAAACACUAAGUAUUCAGCAUCGAAUGAGACCUGAGAUUGCCAGCUUGAUUACUCCAGCCAUAAUUAUAAUCAUUAUAAAGAACUGGACAACCAUGAAUCUAGCCGGAGCAGACGAUAGAAGUCACUCAAAUUCUCACGAGGCAAAGUACCUAGGAGCUCUCUGUGACUAUUUGCUGAAACAAGGCUACAAACAAAAUGAAAUCACCAUCUUGACUCUCUACCGAGCACAACUGCUUGAGAUUAAAAAAAUUCUCAGACCCACAAAGAUCAAUGGUGUUCGAACAGCUGUUGUCGACGACUUCCAGAGAGAAGAGAACCGAAUCAUAUUGCUCUGCCCUCCAUGCUCCAAGCCAUGUGCCAACUUUUGCACCCACAGCCGUUGCCCCAAAAUGUGCUUUGAACCAUGUGCUCCCUGCAUGGAGCCUUGUGACUGGUCCUGCCCUCAUUUUACCUGCACUCAGCCAUGCGGAAUGCUGUGUAAUCGACCUCCUUGCAAUCAGCCAUGUCCAAAGUGCCUGGAGGAAUGCAAACACAGGUGCAUUGGACUUUGUGGAGAAUUGUGCCCAAAACUGUGCCGUAUCUGUGAUAAAGAAGAAGUCACUGAGAUAAUUUUUGGACCCGAGGAUGAAGAAGAUGCCAGAUUCAUUCUUUUGCCAGAUUGCAAUCACAUCGUUGUUGUAGAAAUGCUUGAUCAAUGGAUGUCAACUGACAACAGUGAUCCUACAGGAGAGUCCCAAGAAAUCACUCUGAAAGUAUGCCCAAGGUGCAAGACUCCAGUGAGAAAAUACCUCCGAUAUGGCAAUGACGUUAGGAGCAAACUGGCUGAUGUGGAAUUAAGCUAUAAAGAAGAAGCAGAUGAGUACUAUUGACUCCAUUGACCUUUAAAUUGAACUAGCGAGAGUAAACAGGACUCGGAAAGGCUAGCUCUUUGAAUCGAUUGUUUGUUGCUGAAGAAUUCAGUGUACUUGAACGAGUUAUAUCGAACGAUUCCACUGUAGGCAAGAAAAGUGUUAAUACUGUUCUCUUCCCUCACAUUACUAAAGCUAAACUUUCGUUUCUGCUCCAAUUUUCACAACAAUUGAGAUUUUCUCCAAUCUAAAGCUAAAUCUGCUUUCUGUAACACAAUCCUGUUAUCAACCAAAGAUUGAUAGAAUAAAACGAGACCUGAACCACCUUAAAGAGUUCAUUAUGCAAGAGUUUAUAUCACAGCAACAACUCUCUGAUGCUGAAGCUGAAAUGCGAAGACUCACCCUUCUAGCAAAGCUUAUUGAGCUCCAAGUUAAAAUGAUUCCUAUUCAAA
Messenger RNA from Halichondria panicea, 1592 nucleotides. RefSeq names its product NFX1-type zinc finger-containing protein 1-like. The record is from RefSeq and is a predicted model, not a curated record. Gene Ontology annotation, biological process: regulatory ncRNA-mediated heterochromatin formation. Gene Ontology annotation, cellular component: nuclear RNA-directed RNA polymerase complex. Lineage: Eukaryota; Metazoa; Porifera; Demospongiae; Suberitida; Halichondriidae.